Molecule: messenger RNA, 1521 nt
Organism: Didymella exigua CBS 183.55
Lineage: Eukaryota; Fungi; Ascomycota; Dothideomycetes; Pleosporales; Didymellaceae
Product: CHL4-domain-containing protein
Exons: 1
Coding region: 1-1521 (506 amino acids)
Biological process (GO): CENP-A containing chromatin assembly; chromosome segregation
Source: RefSeq, a predicted model, not a curated record
AUGGCUACCGCCCCGGACUACAAGAACAUCCCGCACUCGCACCGUCUGCCUGUCGCCCACCGCGAUGUCCAGCGCACCCUCACAAAGCUGUCGCGCCAGUCGCUGAUCUCGCUCGCCCAGCAGUGGCUGAGCAAGAAGAACCGCGACUUCUGCACGCCGUUCCUGCUCGGUGACCGCAACGAGGCCGAGGCCGAGGACGACCUGAAUGAGGAGCUGUACGAGCCGGCGCAGAGCCACGAGGAGCUACUGGAGACGUACAAGGAGCUGGCCGCGCGCAAGGGCGGUCGGAGAGAGGUGCUCGACCGCAUCCUCGAGGGCGACUGGCGGACCGGCGUGUCCAUGUACAUGUUGGCGACGGCCGAGAUACAGUAUCUGCUCGACCAUCCCAACGCCCUGCGCUGGACCGCCCGACGGCUGACCCGGAUACCCAGCGCCCGCUCAGCCGUCACCGACAUGGAGGUCACGAACGACUCAGACCACCUCCCCCGCUUCCAAGCACAGACGUUCAUGUCGAAUCUCGCUCGCGAGCUGACGCCGCUGAUGAAGGCGCACUACCUCAUCACGAGAAUCAAGACAUCGCCAAUGACCAUCCUGCGCGUCUACAUCCACGACUCGCCGUACAGCAACGAGACCUCACUGGCGCUGGACUCGAGCACCGCAGACAGUGCCAAGGCGGUUUUCUUCGUCUGGCCAAGUGGCUCGCCGUUCGUCUACUCCUCCUUAGCCACACACACAGGGCAGGUGGUGGGGGACGAGGGGCGUCACUUGAGAGACAUUGUACAGCAGGCCAUACCAAAGGCCUUCUCAAGACCUUCAGCAAGAUACCAAUUGACAAGCACAAACUUCACAACCAAGUCCCUCGACGCCCUCCUCACAUACCGCGGGCCGGGAAAGAGCAAUGGCGCGGCAGGAGGUUGGAGCAUCUUCCAGGACCACAGCUUCAGCCAGAAUGCACUGGACUUUAUCACUACGCAGAAGAGCGACGAGCAACACAAAGAGCGCAGACCGAAGACCCUCGCCAACACAUCGGCCAAGGUCGGUCCAGGGCGGCCGAAGAGGGCACUGGACAGCACCGAAACACCCGAGUCGAAGAGAAGGAGAGAAGUCGCACAAGGUCGAUUCGGCACUUCUGCCCAACCAGAUGACGGUCAAGGCCUCGAGCGGUUCGAAGUGCGCAUCGACGACCCCUUCCCUGCCCCACCAAACAACCCUGCAGAACCGGACGUCGAGACGUCGAGAACCAGCGCCCAGCCUUCAAAUCGCGGCCGCAGAGGUCGCCCGUCAAUACUUGAUCGCACUGCAGAAGAGACAGAGCAGCUGCAAAACGACCAAGGAUGGGUUCCGAAUGUCCGCAUUGCAUUCACAGGCACGCACGUCUUUGCCGGCAUUAGGCAAUUGGUCGAGGAAGGCAUAGUGGAUGGCGAGAAGAUGCCAGGCUGGAUGACAGGCGAGGCAGCUGUCACAAUAGGCGCAGUGAGAGAAGGCAGGAUACGCGCCAAAGACGGUGUUCCUGGUACCUGA